GCCCCUGUCAGAACUGUAGCGUUGGCGACACGCGCGUGGAGUGGAGCAGCCCAGGAUGCUGGUGAGCGUUACAGUGUCACUGAGCUCAACUGUGUUGCGGAGUACACAACACUAAUACUCUUUUCAUCAUGGACAUGACCGAUUCCACUUGUAUGGAGCACCUGGUGAAGGAGUUGAGUCUGCUGCUGAAACUGCUGGAGAAUGAGAGCGUGAGUUCAGCUACGGCUGAGAAGAUGAGCGUGGUCAGGAACAUGGUCAAACAGCUGCAGCCAUCUGUGAAUGGAUCUGACUUUAUAUACGUGAACACAUCUCUCUACGGAAAUGGUACCAGCUUUGUAGAAUCACUGUUUGAAGAAUUUGAUUGUGACCUACAAGAUCUCAGGGAUUCUUCUGAAGAGAUCAAAGGUGUGGAGGAGGAGGAGACAUCCAAGCACCUGCCACCAAAUUCGAGUCCGACAGACACACCCCCUCCCAUUCCUACCACUCCCAUACCUGAUGAUUACUAUGAAGAGGCCGUACCGCUUGGGCCGGGCACAACACCCCAGUAUAUAACAACACGCAGCAACUCCAGCCCUCCAAACUCAAUAGAGGAUGCUUAUUACGAAGAUGCCGACAACAAUUACCCGGCAACUCGUCUGAACGGGGCCAGCAAAAACUCCUACAAUGAUUCAGAUGCACUCAGUAGUUCAUACGAGUCGUACGAUGAAGAGGACGAGGAAGCUAAAGUCAGAGAGCAGACGCACCGGUGGCCCUCAGAGGAGAGUCCGGUGGGCCAAAUGAAAGACUACCGAAAAUGUGCUUUUCUACUGCGUAAAAAACGCUUCGGUCAGUGGGCUAAACAGUUAACUAUCAUCCGCGAGAAUCGACUUCAGUGUUUCAAGAAUCCCAAAGAUCGUAGUCCGUAUGUUGACCUGCCCUUGAAUCUCUGCAAUGUCAUUUAUGUGCCCAAAGAUGGACGUCGCAAAAAGCAUGAGCUUCGUUUCUCCAUGCCAGGAGGAGAGGCUGUGGUGUUGGCCGUACAGAGCAAAGAACAGGCCGAGAACUGGCUGAAGGUCAUUCAGGAAGUUAGCAAUCUGGCAAGCAACAAUAAUGGAAAAGAGGGUUCAUCCUCUCCUAUGAUACUGCGAAAACUAGAGCUGGACAAGAUGAUGUCACAAGAUAAACACACUUCUGAUUCUGACAGUGUGGCGAAUGGAGACGCUACCCGGGAAAGCUGUGAGAAUGGAAAGGGCAAGAAAGGGACGUUCUCUGAGCUGACCGGAUCCAUGAGUCGCGCUGCCGGCAAGAAAAUCAACCGAAUCAUCAGUUUCUCGAAGAAAAAACCUCCUCUACCAGGAGAAACCAACACGUCGUCCCACUUAGAUGACAAUCCCCGUUGUGGCUACUUGAAUGUUUUGGUGAAUCAGUGUUGGAAAGAACGCUGGUGUUGUGUGAGGAAUGGCACUCUUUAUCUUCAUAAGGACAGAGCGGACAUUCACGCCCACGUUAACUCUUUAGCUCUUCAGGGUGUGGAGGUCUUACCUGGUCUUGGGCCCAAACACCCUUUUGCCUUCCGCAUCAUGAGAGGGAGCACAGAAGUAGCAGCUUUAGAGGCAAGUUGUUCUGUGGAGAUGGGCCGAUGGCUAGGGGUUUUGUUGGCAGAAGCAGGCAGUGCAACCACUCCUGAAGCUCUGCAUUAUGACUAUGUAGAUGUGGACACCAUCAGCAGCAUCCAGAACGCAGCACGUCACUCUUUCCUCUGGGCGACCUCCUCCAGCAACAACUCCACAGACACGAGGACUUACGAUGAAGUGCCGUAUGAAAGUGUGCAGCAUUCAGAUGAGACACAGUCUAAACUGAAGCGAUAUUCCUCAAUGUCCAGUGUGGAUACAGCAAAAGCUGACACACAGAUCACAGUGAAGCGACAUGGUUCCUCUGUAAAUAAUGGUGGUAAAUACGGAAAGACGAGGGCAGAAGAAGAUGCUCGCCGAUAUGUAAAUGAGAAAGAGCAACUAGAGAAAGAAAAAGAAACAAUCAGGAAGAACCUGUUGUCAAUCCGCACAGAAAAGAGACAGGUGAAGGAAAAGCUGAAAAGUGUAACAGGCACAGAUAAACAGCAAAAGGCAAUGGAGCAGCGUCUGGCCCAACUGGAAGAAAGUUGUCGUCAGAAAGAAGCUGAGCGUGUUGAUCUUGAGUUACGGCUGACAGAGGUGAAGGAGAAACUAAAGAAGUCUCUGACUGGUGGGGUGCUAGGGGCGUCCGUGGAAAGCAAACCCAUCAGCAAGGUCACAGUUAAGAAGAAGGAACAUAUUUACAGCGAUGCAACUGUACCAGUCAACUGUGCUUCUGAAAUGAAGAAGCGUCCACCGUCCAUCUAUGCUUCAACUAAAGGAAAUGUCAUGAAGAAAGCCAAGGAAUGGGAGUCAAAGAAGGGGAAGUAAGGAUAGCAGUGUUAUCAGGAGUGUUGGAGAAUUGUCAAAGCAAAAAAAAGAGCAAGUCAAUGGAAAGACUGUAGCUGUGAUCGUCCGUCUCUGCACAGACUGCACUUAUCAAAAACAUUUUAGUUUGCAGGAGACAGUCGAUCUUGAUGACAAGUGAUCUUGUUACAGUCAUUUUGCUCAAAUGAUGAAUGUUAAAAAUUGUAUUAAGGAUAAUUAGAUAAUGGGGGUGCUUUGUGAACAUCCAUUUGUUUCAUAUUAAAUUUAAAAUGUAUGCAUGAAUAUUCUGUGAUCUACACUAAAUCUUUUUGUUUCUAAGCAAAUAAUGCCACAGAAUACUGAUGUGACCUUCCUGCUGAUUUUCUACUGCAGUACUGAGAUACAGUGUUAAUAUCUCCUGCUUUAAGCUAUGUGAAACUGAACUGGAGAAAAGUAUUUUUACACUAGGGCACUUCAUUUACCAAAUUUAUUUAUUUUUACUAUGUAAAUAAUUUUAGUUUAAUGGAAUAAAGUUGUUUUCUUGUUCUGUGUAAUAUCUCUGUAAGUGUUUAUAAUAAAUGUGCU
Messenger RNA from Paramisgurnus dabryanus, 2981 nucleotides. RefSeq names its product actin filament associated protein 1-like 1b (gene afap1l1b). NCBI's taxonomy places the organism in Eukaryota, Metazoa, Chordata, Actinopteri, Cypriniformes, Cobitidae. The record is from RefSeq and is a predicted model, not a curated record. Gene Ontology annotation, cellular component: cytosol. Gene Ontology annotation, molecular function: SH3 domain binding.